Messenger RNA from Didymodactylos carnosus, 1590 nucleotides. NCBI's taxonomy places the organism in Eukaryota, Metazoa, Rotifera, Eurotatoria, Philodinida, Philodinidae. The record is from the annotation of a GenBank genome assembly.
AUGUUACAAACAGAAAGUAUAGAAAAUGCACUGCAAUCUAAUGCUUGGCCUUUUAUAGAAGCAAAAAAAGUCUUAGACAGAGUUGGUCAUACUACCCCCGCUAAAGGGUAUGUACUAUUUGCAACAGGUUAUGGACCAUCAGGUUUACCCCAUAUUGGUACCUUUGCAGAAGUUGCGCGCUCUAUAAUGGUGCAGCAAGCUUUUAAACAAUUAUCAAAUAUCCCGUCUAAGCUUCUGUGCUUUUCUGACGAUAUGGAUGGUUUACGCAAAGUGCCAAGCAAUCUACCUAAUCCCGAAAUGUUAGCAUCACAUCUUGGUAAACCUUUGACAUCUAUUCCAGAUCCUUUUGGGGAAACUAUAAGUUAUGGAGAGUAUAUGAAUUCUAAAUUACGCUCCUUCCUAGAUAAAUUUGGUUUUGAAUAUGAAUUUUUCAGCAGUACACAGUGCUAUAAGUCUGGGAUGUUUGACUAUAUGAUGCUUAAAGUCAUUGAAAAAUAUGAUGAAAUUAUGGCUUUAAUGCUUCCAAGCUUUAGGACCGAGAGAAGAUCUACUUAUUCUCCUUUCAUGCCUAUUUGUCCAAAAACAGGCAUUGUACUGCAAGUACCUAUUAUUAAAACUGAUCUUAAAAACGGCACAAUAACAUACAAAGAUGAACUAAAUAACUUAUUAGAAGUGCCAGUAACUAAGGGACAUUGUAAGCUCCAAUGGAAACCUGAUUUCGGCAUGCGUUGGGCAGCUCUGCAGGUUGAUUAUGAAAUGUAUGGUAAAGACCAUAUGCCUAACUCAAGAUUAUAUUCGGAAAUUUGCCGAAUUUUAGGGGGCACUGAACCUGUGCAAUUUUUUUAUGAAUUAUUCCUUAAUGAACAGGGUGAAAAAAUUUCUAAAUCUAGAGGUAAUAGUAUCACAGUUGAGCAAUGGUUACAAUAUGCUCCUGUAGAAAGUAUGUCCUUGUUUAUGUAUCAUAAUCCUACACGAGCCAAACGUUUACAUUUUGAUGUUAUUCCUAAAAAUGUUGAUGAAUAUAUUAUUUUCAAUAAAAAAUAUCAUACAGAAACUGAUCCAGUAAAACGUUAUAGUAACACGGUGCAUCAUAUUCAUCAUGGUAAAGUUCCUAUUAUUGAAACUUUUGGUAUUAGCUUUAGUCUACUGUUGAAUCUUGCUUCCGCAUGUAACCCGGAAGAUAAAUCAGUCCUAUGGGGAUUCAUUAAUAAAUAUGCCCCAGAAGUCACUCAAGAGAAUUCUCCUUACCUCGAUCAUUUAAUAGAUUUUGCAAUUCGCUAUUAUAAUGACUUUAUUAAGGCAAAUAAAAUAUAUGUGACCCCUAACAGCAAACAAAAUAUUAUCUUACAACAAUUAAUAGCUAUGUUAUCUAUACUACCUGUGGACAGUUCGGCUGAGCAGAUACAAGAAAAGAUUUAUGAUAUUGGUAAUAAUCAUGGCUAUCAAAACUUAAGAGAAUAUUUUCAGGAAUUAUAUCAAAUAUUGUUAGGUCAAACUGAAGGACCACGUCUCGGUACUUUUGUAAAACUUUUUGGUAUCCAAGAAACGAUCAAUUUAAUCAAGCAAACCCUACCAGUUUCCUCUCUAUAA